Molecule: messenger RNA, 1488 nt
Organism: Geosmithia morbida
Lineage: Eukaryota; Fungi; Ascomycota; Sordariomycetes; Hypocreales; Bionectriaceae
Exons: 2
Coding region: 1-1488 (495 amino acids)
Source: RefSeq, a predicted model, not a curated record
AUGUGUUUAUGGCUAACUUGGUCGUGCCUGUGUGUUGAACAGCUCGAGAACUUUAACAUGGCGAACGGCCUCGACAGACUGGAGAAGUUCUUCUCCUCGAAGCCCUCGACCAACAGUAGCAGCUCCUCCAGCACCAUCGCCUGGCGUAGCGCCAGGAGCACCCGUCCUCGCUCCUCUUCCCUUGAUAGUGAGAGACGCGAGGAGCUUACAUCGGUUUUUCGUGGAUUCGAGUUCCCCAAACCCCCACCCAGCCGACAGGAAGAUAUGAACUCGCCGUGGUCCAACUAUGCCUCCAAGAGGCUGCCCAGCCUUCCUGGUGGCGCACCUCGCCCCAUCUCCCCACUUCGACUCGAUGCACCUGCAUCCAGGCUUCACACUCCUCCUUCGUCCGACCCCGAGGAUCAUGACUUGUCUCAGAGGCGCCCCAAGGCCAAGAAGCUACAAUUAGCCCCCUGUACCAAUGUCCCGCUUACUCCAGAGUCGUCUCCAGAAAUGGGUCCAAAGUCUGACUGGCAGCUUCAUGGCAGCACCACCAAGACGAAGCCUCAGACCCCUGGCUUCUUCGCUGAGAUGCAAAUGCAUCUAGAAAAGACCUUUGGAAAGGCAGAUGACUGCCACAGCGGCACAGAGGCCCAGCCCAAAUCUGACCCGCCGUCGACUACUCGCAGCAUCGACAAUGUCUUUGAGCCCUCGCUGUCUGGAGGCUCCCUUUAUGAGCCUGACUUUGAUGAGUUUCUUAACCUCAGCGAUGAUAACGUCGCUGAGUUUGACCCCACGGAGAUAUCAGAGGUGCCAGAAGUUCUAGACACACCUCGUCCAGCUACAUUCUCUGGAACAAUGUCACCUUCGGUGAUGUCCGCCCUUCGUGGCCCCCGGAUGCUGACGCUCGGCCCCCCCUACGGAAGCCGAGCCUCCAAGGCUGCAGCUUUCGAGGCCGCGCGCAUCGCAAGCCGAUACAACUUUGAUAUGAUAUACGUUGUCAACUUGUGGCCCGAGGACAGCUCGGCAGGUCUUGGUGGCCCUCACUUCCAGGCCAUGACAGGCCGCCUUCUGGCCGCUUAUGGUCUGCACAACGCCUCAUCUCCCUUCCAGAUUUCGUCUGAGGCUCACGUCACCGUCCUCCGCUCCCAAAAUUGGCUGGAGUACCGCGACGAGGAGGCUCUUGGUAGAGGUUUCGGUCGUGCCUAUGCCUGCUCCUUCUACCCGGGCAAGUACGAAGGCCAGGGUUCCGUUCCAUGCUCGCCCUCUAUCGAGCCUGAGUCGAUCGAUCGUGGCAUCGUGUUUGCCGCCUACCGCAAGCCCGCAGCAGACGGUUCCAUUCAGUUCUCGACUCCUCUUGAACUGUUCAAUCUCCGUCGGGAUGUCGAAGCCAUGGUUGAGAUGCUCAUUGACAUUCACGUGGCCAACCGUCUUCGUCAGCCCCCCAUCCUCACCAAGUUCCCUGACGAGACGGGACCUAUCCCUUCGAUGCAAUUUUUUUGUGCUUGA